Messenger RNA from Coprinopsis cinerea okayama7#130, 700 nucleotides. RefSeq names its product 40S ribosomal protein S9. The coding region runs from base 35 to 613 and encodes 192 amino acids. The transcript is spliced from 5 exons. Gene Ontology annotation, cellular component: cytosolic small ribosomal subunit. The record is from RefSeq and is a predicted model, not a curated record. Gene Ontology annotation, molecular function: structural constituent of ribosome; rRNA binding. Gene Ontology annotation, biological process: positive regulation of translational fidelity; translation. Lineage: Eukaryota; Fungi; Basidiomycota; Agaricomycetes; Agaricales; Psathyrellaceae.
CUUCAAGCCCCCCUCCUCAAGACCACCCAAAAAGAUGCCCAGGGCCCCGCGGAACCACAGCAAGACUUACAAGGUCCCUCGUCGACCUUACGAGUCCGCUCGUCUCGAUGCCGAGUUGAAACUCGCCGGUGAAUACGGUCUCCGCAACAAGCGCGAAAUCUGGCGAAUUGCCCUCACCCUCUCCAAAAUUCGUCGUGCCGCUCGUGAACUCCUCAAGCUCGAUGCCAAGGACCCCAAGCGUCUCUUCGAGGGUAACGCCCUUAUCCGUCGUCUUGUCCGCAUUGGUGUGCUCGAUGAGUCCCGUAUGCGUCUCGAUUACGUGUUGGCCUUGAAGAUCGAAGAUUUCUUGGAACGAAGGCUGCAGACCCAGGUCUUCAAGAUCGGUUUGGCCAAGUCCAUCCACCACGCCCGUGUCUUGAUUAGGCAAAGGCACAUCCGUGUUGGCAAGCAAAUUGUCAACGUCCCCUCCUUCGUUGUCCGAUUGGACUCUCAAAAGCACAUCGACUUUGCCCUUACCUCGCCCUACGGUGGUGGACGCCCUGGCCGUGUUAAGCGCAAGCGUGCUGCUGCCGCUGCCGCCAAGGAGGACGGUGAUGAGGAGGAUGAGGAGUAAAUUUCACAUUUCAUCGGGGGUCCCACACCGCGUCGCAUGCCAUCCACAUUUUAGCUGUAUGACCCAAUGCAAAUAUGCUAUGAACCA